Messenger RNA from Leptomonas pyrrhocoris, 2400 nucleotides. RefSeq names its product Histone h1-like protein. The transcript has a single exon. Lineage: Eukaryota; Euglenozoa; Kinetoplastea; Trypanosomatida; Trypanosomatidae. Bases 874 to 2400 code for a protein of 508 amino acids. The record is from RefSeq and is a predicted model, not a curated record.
GCAUCUACACGUUUUGUGGAGUAGUAAGGAAAAAUAUCUCUGUGUUCGUGGAAGUAACGAACAAUUCUUCUCUCGCACUGUCUCCUUUUGUUUCAGAGAAAAGAAAAGAAAGAAACAACAUUAAUCGUCGUAAGCGCCUUUACGCGACGGCGCCCACCUCCGUCUUAUUGUUCUCUUAUAUAUUUUUUGUAUAAUUCACCUUGUACAGAAGUUUAUUAUUUUUCCUUUCGCCCUCUUCACCAUUUUUUCCCCCUUGUACUUCUUCUUCUAGAGCUCUGAUACUUUAUUGUUUGUUUUCGUUUCACCACCCGUUAGACGUUUCUUUUCCCUGCCUGCUCUUCUACUUCCACUCUUUGGGCUUUUCUUUCUCUGAGCAGAUCUUUCUGCGCUCCUCCGCCGUGUACAGCGCAGAUUCUCUUCUUCUUCUUUCGCGUUCUGCUAUUUUUUUUUUUAUCCGGGGGUCGCGAUUUCAUCAGGGGGGAAAGCUCGCCCGAGUUGUAUCGGCACCGCCUAUUGUUUUCGCUCCUCCUCCUCUGCGCGUUGUCCUUGACGAUUAUCCCUGGCUUGUGUGUUUUUCCUUUUCAGCACUUUGUUAUUGUACCACUAUAACCCUUCGUUUCUCUCUCUCUCUCUCUCGUGGGCCCUCCGCCCUUUCUAGAAGUUUCUCAACUUCGGCCUUUGCGCUUCCGUCUACUUUUUGUUCUCUUUCUUUGUAUUUUCUUCUUUGAGUUCUUUGCACCUUUGUUGUUGUUUGUUUAAAGAAAGUGAGAAUCGCCUCUCCUUCCAGCAGAAGCCCCCUCCCCCCGCACUCAGAUACGCCAGAUUGAUUGCCUUUUCUUUCCACAAACAAACACACGAGCGCCGCAAUACGUCAUGCUUCGCUCGCUCUUCCAAAGUUCGAGUGUUCUGCGCUCUGCCUCGCUCUUCUCCACAACUGCCGCAGCAGCGGCAGGUGCGAGCGAGGUCGGCGCAGCGGCCUUUUCGGCACAUCAUCAAACCAGCGAUGUCGACGCCUCUUCCGGUGAUGCAGCGGCCGCGCUGUCCAGCGCUCUUCAGGAUCAGCACUUCCACCACCACAGCCACGCCGGCAGGGAGGAAGCAUCGUCGUCGUGGUUGGCGGACGCCGCCCACCGGAGCAGCAGCAAUGCGCUCGUCGUGUCCAACCUGCACGACGACAGCCGCCACAGCACCGGUAAGGGCUAUGUUGGCUUCACCGGCGGCUUCGGUCCUCGGCACCUGGCAGAGGUCGCAGCCGUUGUCGCGCCGGCCCACACGUCGCGCCCUUGCACGACUUCCGAUGCCGCGGCGGCCCACGAGCACGCGCGCGCUUCGUCUGCGUCGUCACCACGUCGGCCGGUGAUUACCAAGGCGCGUCGCAUUCGCCUAGCCGCCGCCGCCUCGCAAGCGGCAGAGGUGCUGCAGUCUGUCAGCUCCCCCGCCACCGCCCUCCUGCACAGUCAGCGUGUGCAGCAGCUACAGGCAGAAGAGGCGCUGCUAAAUGCGUCCCUGCAGCGCCUCAAGGCGGAGCGAGAUUUGGCGAAGGUGCGCCGCACGAACGACACCGAGCUGCAGAACUUCCGGCGUGGCGUGGCGCAGCGCGAGCGUGACGUGCUCUUCGCAGCGAGCCCCAAGAAAAAGAGCAAACGUGCGACCUUGUCAGCAGCAGCGGCAGCGGAGGCGCUGAAGCCAGACCCGAUGGUCAGCUACACGCAGGAAAGCGGUGGUGGCUUCAGCGAGGCAGACCUGGGUGUGAUGCCGGAGGGUGACCUGUUGGGCAUGACAGCCACGGCAGAUGCAGAGGCGGCGGCGGCGGCGGCUAGAGGUGGUGGUGCCUCCCAGAAGACGAUAACGGCGGCACGUGCGAAACUGCACCGGCAACGUCGUGCGGCGCAGAAGAGCAAGGCGGCCGCCGCGGCCGCGUCAAAAACCUCCGCAGCGUCGUUGGCGCGCCACAGCAGAAUGGAAAAAGGAAGCACCGUCAGCAACACCAAGCACAGCAAAUCGCAUGCAGCAGUCACCACACCGGUGAAGGCCUCCAAGAGUGCAAAGGCAAAGGCUCCUCUGCGCAUGAAGCCGAGGGCGCGUAGAGCACCAGUUGCAAAGGCGGUGCUGCAAAAGUCAAAGGCGAAGUCACCGGAACGCGGCAAAGGAGCUCCUUCUCCGUCAAAGCUGCAGAAGAGACAGCGGAAGAGCGAGAGCGCACCGGGAAAGCGGGGAACGGCGGCCCAACGCAAACCCGCAGCUGCUCCGCAAAAACACAUGCGACCGGUGAAGGCCCCUGCGCAGACACAGACGCGAAAGAAGAAGACGCCCGUGUCGAAGCCACGCAGGAGCGGCUCGACGCGCACGAAGCCCGCCGCGCCGAAAGGUAAGCCGAACAAGAAGGCCUCGAGAAAGUGA